UUUUUCGGCUUUGCUAAUUGUGGAAAGGAAAGAAUUAAAGCAAUGCUGCAGGCACUGACUGGACUGCAGUUUCAGCUCAGAGGAAAGCUACGGGAUCAAGAGUGGGCAGAGAAGUACUCUCAAGAAACCCGUGCACGUUAUCCACAGUGCCGCAUGCCAGUUUCGCAAAACCCUGGGUUCAAUGGAUUUUUGCCGGUGGGAGCACACUUUUCAUCAGACAAAGCUCCAGCAAUCUCAGAGGUACAAACACACUUGGAAAAUCAGUCUAGAUACCAUAUCCAGCAAAGCCAGCGGCACCAGGUGAAGCAGUACUUGACCCUUGACACCAAGCUGUCCAGCCAGACUCUCUCCCUGUCCCACUCCCACACAGUCCAGCCCACAGGAGUGACCUCUAUUUUAAGGAACGGACAUAUGCCUCCAGUCAGUGAUAUUGGCACACCGGAGAGUCCUGUGACCAAGCUGCUGGCCCUUGGAGGAGAACAUGAAAAUGCGAUGGAAGAGGUUAUUGAAGACAUAAUCAAUAUGGAAUCAAGCUUUAAUGAUGAAGGGAUAGGUUGCUCUGAAACACCUCUUCUGAUGCAAAGAACUCUAUCUAGCAGCAUUUUGGAUAUAUAUAACAGUGACCAGGGAAUGGCACCAGCUAAUAUGAGUCUCACAAAUGCUUCUUGUCCAGCUAAUCUACCAGUAAAAAGGGAACUCACAGAAGCAGAUACGCGAGCAAUGGCCAAGGAGAGACAAAAAAAGGAUAACCACAAUCUCAUUGAGAGAAGAAGAAGGUAUAACAUUAAUUACCGAAUCAAGGAGCUUGGCACACUCAUCCCCAAGUCUAAUGAUCCUGAUAUGCGCUGGAACAAAGGAACUAUUUUAAAAGCAUCAGUGGAGUACAUCAAGUGGCUACAAAAAGAACAACAGAGAGCCAGAGAAUUAGAACACAGACAGAAGAAAUUAGAGCAUGCUAACAGAAGACUUCUACUUCGAAUCCAGGAGCUAGAGAUCCAGGCACGUGCUCAUGGCCUUCCAAUCAUGUCUUCACUCAGUGCAGUAGAUUUAGCUGCUCAGGUCAUCAAGCAACAUUCAUAUCCAGGGGAGAACUCUGUAGACUACUCUCAGCAAAUGCCUCUGGCUCAUGAACCAAAUUCUGAUGUUUGUGAUGGGUCUACAGCCUUUUCUGAUCCACUUUCCCACUUCACCGAUUUGUCCUUCAGCGCAGCUUUAAAAGAGGAGCAACGACUAGAGGAAAUUCUAUUGGAUGACACAGUAUCACCAUUUGGAGCAGACCCGCUCUUGUCCUCCACAUCCCCAGCUGCAUCAAAAGAGAGCAGCAGGAGAAGCAGCUUUAGCACAGAUGAUGGGGAUGAUUUAUAAAAGCAGAAAGGGCUUCACACUUCCUUAAACCACUUGCUAACAGACUGAGUUGAACAUAAGCAUGAUGUGUGUGCUUGUUCCAAAUACAAAUAUGGAGAACCACUGUGAAGAUAACGGGCACAGUUUAAAUCAGCAUUUACUUCACAGGAAAAGGAGAUAUAGGUGGAUUCUGAUCACUUUGCCCCAGAUUCACAUCAUCUGUCCACACCUGACAUUUGCACAAAUUUUUCUUCCCGGGAAACCUUUUUUACUAUUGUUUCAUGACUUUUCACAGCAAUAUGAAAAUGCUUUCCACAAAAGAAAUAUCCAUGUUACACAAAUGUGUUCAGACUCUGUCUCCAAUCUGCAUUCACGUUUAUCUGUUAUAUUUGUGAUGUUUCGUAAUUUGCUAUUUUUUUAUAACAAUGAUAAUAUUGUGAUAAAAAUUCUACAAAACUUGAGAAGCAGUAGGAAAGUAUGGAAACUGGGAACUAUAGAGUGGUACGUGUUUUAAAAUCUGAAAAAACAAAUAGUAAUUAAUUUGCACAAGUGAAGUGAGCAUGAAUUUAAAACCGCAUAGACUUCCCAUUAGAAUGAGAAAAUCCAUUAAUUUUUUUUUCUAUGAAUCCAGUUUUUGGUUUUUAUUUCUAAUGCCAUUUGUAGAAAAAGGUCUGACUUUUAAUAUAUGUUGUAAUGAUCCAGAAGAAAAAUGGAAACUAAUGUAACAGAAACACAAAAAUGGUGACGUUACAGUAGAAAGUGUUUAGAAAGGCUAUGUGGAUGUACGAGACUGAACAAAGAUAUUCCACCUUACCAUUAGCACAAUUUAAGACAAGUACUACUGGUAAAUGUGCUGUGUCAGCUGCUUAUUCCAAGAAUAUUCAAGUUGUAUCCUUCUUUAUGUGGAAGAGAUCAGAAUACAGAUAUGUGACAGUGUGCUUCUGGACAGUGCUUCCAGAGCUUUUUGGAAGCACGCUUAUCCAUAUCUAUGCCUUUGAAUUGUUUGUGAAUGGAAGGAAAUGUCCAGAUUUCCAUUACAAACACUGGAACUAAAAUAAUUCAAUUUCAAAUUUACCUUUGAAGUCACUAUAGAGAAGCAAGUAAAACUUGAAAUCAAUGGAGAAAGUCAGAAGACAUGAUGUGUUACAGUGUUUUCCAUAGAUUGCCGUAGACAUUCACAAAAUGUGUUUUGAUGACUUAGUACAGGUAGAUGGUGAAAUAAUCUAUAUUCACUAUAUUUCACUAUACAUAGUGAAAUUCUGAAGAAUGUUGUAUUUUCCUGGAGUACACUAAGUGUAGCCACUCUAGUUGUAAUAUUAAUACAUAGAAAAUAAGCUAGCACAAGUUCUCCAUUGCUCUUCUUCCACUGGAACCAAAAGAGCAUAUUUGGGAGUUCUCAAACAAUUCAAAAUAUAUUUCAAAUGUAUGUGUUAAGUUUUGCAGUCACAGAGCCCUGCUCAAUGUCCCAGAAAUUUUGCAUGAUUAGAAACAAAGAAGAAAAUGGAUUGCUGUUUGUGUUAAUGGUAUAAAUGUAUUUGAACAUACUUUUCAGUAUAUAAAGAACUAAGCCUUUACUUCCUCCUAUUGCUUCUUCUUUUAUUCGUACCUGAGGUCUGAUUUAUCUGGAGCUGGAGCCCAUUCCUGACCAACCUGUGGUUACAAAACAUUGUGGUGCUUCCAAUUUUGAGAGAAUAUAUAUGUUCAUAGGAAACUCAAGGAUAUCUAUUAGCCUGUGUAAACAAUUCUUAUGUAAGAUGAACAGAGCAGAAGUAUCUUCUUGUGGAGUAUGUGUGGGUUCCCAGAAAGGCCAGCACAAAACUGGUCCUCUUACAAGGCUCUGAUACACUUCCACUGUAUGAUUAAGAUUUUUUUUUCCUCUUUUUUUUUCUUUUUUCCAUUUUUAUUUCUACAUGGAGGAAAGGAAUGGGAAAACAAAUUAAUAUUAACCAAAAUAAAUCAACUCCAAUAUUUUAAUUGGAGUGCUUCCUUAAAUUACACUCAACAGAACUUGCUUUGUUAUAGUUAUUGUAAAAACAAGCUAAAUAGUCAUUGAAAUUGGCAUUCAUAUAAAAAAAUACGAUGAAUUGAAAGUAAAAUUUGUGCCCACAUUGUGUCUAGUGUAGGAUGUGUAUUGUCCAUGUCAGCUAAUGAAAGGAAGGGAUACUUGACAUCAGAUGCCAUUUGUCCUUGUACUGUUUCUACUAUAUUGGUUAUAAAUAUACCAGUGUGUAUUGCUCAUAAUGGAGAAAAAGAAAUUAAAUAUGAAUGUAUUACAUGAUUUUCCCAUUGAACUUUUUUAUGGGAGUUAGGCCACAGUUCUGAACUAUACUGACUUCAAAUAACAUCUUGAGUUUCAUGACUAUUAUAAGGACUGCUCUAAAAAAAACAUUUAGUGCAUCCAUUAAAUGUUUUAAAGUUGGUUUUCAUUCUUCUGGCAAUUGCUUUAGUCUGAAGCACUAGAUGUUUCUUUUUCUUCCAGCUUGAGAAACCUAACAGGAGGUAGGAAUUGCUCCUUCUGCAGUACACUGUAUUUCACCUGUCAUUAAGCACACUCAAGCUGCCUUCAUUCACACACAGAUUCCUGCAUCUCCCUCCCCACAAACACUAAAUGUAUCCUUUAUGUGUGUAUUAUGAUUAUGCUGUUUCACUACCAUUACACUGUUUUCUAGAAGGAAGUGAUCAUUAGUACUUUCACUAAUAACGACCUGUAUUACACCAUCGUCCUUGAAAUUAAAUGGUGAUACGGGCUACCAGAAAUGAUAAACUAGGGCACCACAUAGGUGAUGAUGAAGGUAUUGGUGAAAUCUUUGUGAGGGUAACGGUAUCCCAGGCUGUUUUGAAUAAGCAUCCCCUCUCCCACCUUGAUGCAGUGACACCACUGUGCAGCUGGGAAAGCUGCUGGAGACAAGCAGAGCACAGUGCCUUCUGGCUUGUGCAGAGGAAAAAGAUUGCAUGACUGCAGUGACAAACCCUGGUGUCCCUCCUCAGGCAGAAUUUCUUUCCUGUCCAUGAGAGUUUUACUGGACUAAAAUGUGGUGCACGCAAAGCACAUUCUUAGCUCUUCCCCAUACAGAUCCGUUUAAUGAAAUCCCAUGAAAGAGAUGCAUAAUUUGUCUGUGGCUUUGCGUCUGGAAAAGAAUUUAAAGAUGUACAGAGUUUGACCUCAAGCAGGGCAGGGGGUUAGGAGAACUGGCUAUUUUUGUCAAAAUGUAUUAAAUGAUAAAUGAUGAAUUCUUUCUUGUUUUCAGUAGCAGCUGUUCAGAGCUGGUGGACAUGUUCUUGCAGAAUACACAAACUAGCAGACUGAUAAUUACACAAAAGGAAAAGGGAGCUGCAAUAUUAACAUCCUGUUUAAUUCAUGAAAUGGAUAUAGAUACUAUCCUAAGAACAGAAACUUAGAUUAUUUCACUCUGCAUAGCGUAGUUGGUGUGAAAACUACAGCAGGCGCAAAUGGUUCUAACAAACAGAAUAUGGUUGUUUUACCUAGUAAAGUAUCUAAAUAUAAUUCACUCAUUUAAUCUUAAUAAGAACACUGGUACUGUAAUACCUUUUGACUUUAAUAGGGCUGUAUAUAUGAAUGGAGGAUGUAAAAUUAUUGUAAUUUAAAAUUAUGUUAAGUCUCUUAGAUAAGUAAAGGCAUUUACAUUACUAUUAUGAGACUGUAGAAUAUUUUUGUAAUAAUUGCUAUUUUUCAUUGUUAACCAUAUAGUAUCUUGUUUUCUAAGUCAAUGUAUGCAGACAAAAUGUACUUUAUUACACGCUGUAUAUGCAAUCUUUUUCAAAUUGCAUUUUAUACAGGCUGGUAUUUUAUGUUUAUUAUAUGAAUACAAUUAAAGGACUGAAAUUAAAACA
This is a messenger RNA of Coturnix japonica (Japanese quail), 5196 nucleotides long. The record is from RefSeq and is a predicted model, not a curated record. NCBI's taxonomy places the organism in Eukaryota, Metazoa, Chordata, Aves, Galliformes, Phasianidae.